Molecule: messenger RNA, 6082 nt
Organism: Otolemur garnettii (small-eared galago)
Lineage: Eukaryota; Metazoa; Chordata; Mammalia; Primates; Galagidae
Gene: FRMD4A
Product: FERM domain containing 4A
Exons: 23
Coding region: 361-3525 (1054 amino acids)
Biological process (GO): establishment of epithelial cell polarity
Cellular component (GO): adherens junction; bicellular tight junction; cytoskeleton
Source: RefSeq, a predicted model, not a curated record
CAGCCACGGGAAGCAGAGUUGACAUUUCUGGAUCACUCUCCCCAGAAGCGUCACUAGCCCACUCCCGGGACCUCGCGGUCUCACUGAGCCAGCGCACAGGGACAGCUAGAAGGAGACUCAAGAUGCUUCGGCGGGAAGCACGCUGAACUUGCAGAACCUGGGCUGUUUUUCUUUCUUCCCCUCCCCCCACCUCCUGAGAAACUACGUCUUGACUCAUAUGGUCGAAAGAAAAACUCCUUCGGUUAUUUGAUCUUUUGGAAACCUCCAGGAGACCAUAACUUAUUUGUGAGGAAGUCUCCCUCUUUCUCACUGCCUCUGCUGAGAACACACAACACACACACACACACACCACUCUACACCAUGGUGGUUCAGGCUGCGGUGGCUCCAAAUAGAUCCCAAAGACUUUUGCUGAAAAUACCUUAUGGAUCUCUGAGAAGGCGCAGCGUGGAGAGGAUGACGGAGGGCCGUCGAUGUCAAGUACAUCUUCUUGAUGACAGGAAGCUGGAACUCCUAGUGCAGCCCAAGCUUUUGGCCAAGGAGCUUCUGGACCUUGUGGCAUCUCACUUCAAUCUGAAGGAGAAGGAAUACUUUGGGAUCGCGUUCACAGAUGAGACGGGGCACUUAAACUGGCUUCAACUAGAUCGAAGAGUUUUGGAACAUGACUUCCCUAAAAAGUCAGGACCCGUGGUGUUGUACUUUUGCGUCAGGUUCUACAUAGAAAGCAUUUCCUACUUGAAGGACAACGCCACCAUCGAGCUCUUCUUCCUGAACGCCAAGUCCUGCAUCUAUAAGGAGCUUAUUGACGUUGACAGUGAGGUGGUGUUUGAGUUAGCCUCCUAUAUUUUACAGGAGGCCAAGGGAGAUUUUUCUAGUAACGAAGUGGUACGGAGCGACUUGAAGAAACUGCCCGCCCUUCCCACCCAAGCCCUGAAGGAGCACCCUUCCCUGGCCUACUGUGAAGACAGAGUAAUUGAGCACUAUAAGAAACUGAACGGCCAGACAAGAGGUCAAGCGAUCGUGAACUACAUGAGCAUCGUGGAGUCCCUCCCGACCUACGGGGUUCACUACUAUGCAGUGAAGGACAAGCAGGGUAUCCCGUGGUGGCUGGGCCUGAGCUACAAAGGAAUCUUCCAGUAUGACUACCACGACAAGGUGAAGCCCAGGAAGAUAUUCCAGUGGAGACAGUUGGAAAACCUGUAUUUCAGAGAGAAGAAGUUUUCCGUGGAAGUUCAUGACCCACGAAGGGCGUCUGUGACCAGGAGGACAUUUGGGCAUAGCGGCAUCGCGGUUCACACGUGGUAUGCGUGUCCGGCGUUAAUCAAGUCCAUCUGGGCGAUGGCCAUCAGCCAGCACCAGUUCUACCUGGACAGGAAGCAGAGCAAGUCCAAGAUCCAUGCAGCACGAAGUCUGAGCGAGAUCGCCAUCGACCUGACCGAGACGGGGACGCUGAAGACCUCGAAGCUGGCCAACAUGGGCAGCAAAGGGAAGAUCAUCAGUGGCAGCAGUGGCAGCCUGCUGUCCUCAGGUUCUCAGGAAUCAGAUAGCUCUCAGUCGGCCAAGAAGGACAUGCUGGCUGCCUUGAGAUCCAGGCAGGAAGCUCUGGAGGAGACGCUGCGGCAGAGGCUGGAGGAACUGAAGAAACUCUGUCUCCGGGAAGCUGAGCUCACCGGCAAACUGCCAGUUGAAUAUCCCUUGGAUCCGGGGGAGGAACCACCCAUUGUUCGGAGGAGAAUAGGCACAGCCUUCAAGCUGGAUGAACAGAAGAUCCUGCCCAAAGGAGAGGAAGCCGAGCUGGAGCGCCUGGAACGGGAGUUUGCCAUUCAGUCCCAGAUUACCGAGGCUGCCCGCCGCCUCGCCAGUGACCCCAAUGUCAGCAAAAAACUGAAGAAACAAAGGAAAACCUCUUAUCUGAAUGCACUGAAGAAGCUGCAGGAGAUUGAAAAUGCAAUCAACGAGAACCGCAUCAAGUCCGGGAAGAAACCCACCCAGAGGGCCUCGUUGAUCAUAGACGAUGGAAAUAUUGCCAGUGAAGACAGCUCCCUCUCAGACGCCCUUGUUCUUGAGGAUGAAGACUCUCAGGUUACCAGCACAAUAUCCCCCUUACAUUCUCCUCACAAGGGACUCCCUCCUCGGCCACCAUCGCACAACAGGCCACCUCCUCCCCAGUCCCUGGAGGGCCUCAGGCAGAUGCACUAUCACCGUAGCGACUAUGACAAGUCCCCCAUAAAGCCCAAGAUGUGGAGUGAGUCCUCCUUGGAUGAGCCCUAUGAGAAGGUCAAGAAACGUUCCUCCCACAGCCAUUCCAGCAGCCACAAGCGCUUCCCCAGCACGGGCAGCUGCGCAGAAGCAGGAGGGGGAAGCAACUCCUUGCAGAACAGCCCCAUCCACAGCCUCCCUCACUGGAACUCCCAGUCCAGCAUGCCGUCCACACCAGACCUGCGGGUCCGGAGUCCCCACUAUGUCCAUUCCACAAGGUCAGUGGACAUCAGCCCCACGCGACUGCACAGCCUUGCACUGCACUUUAGACAUCGGAGCUCCAGCCUGGAGUCCCAGGGCAAGCUCCUGGGCUCAGAGAACGACACCGGGAGCCCCGACUUCUACACCCCGAGGACUCGUAGCAGCAACGGCUCGGACCCCAUGGAUGACUGCUCGUCAUGCACCAGCCACUCGAGCUCGGAGCACUACUACCCGGCGCAGAUGAAUGCCAACUACUCAACACUGGCCGAGGACUCGCCAUCCAAGGCGCGCCAGCGGCAGCGGGCACGGGCGCGGGCUGCUGGCGCGCUGGGCGCAGGCAGCUCGGGCAGCAUGCCCAACCUGGCAGCACGUGGAGGUGUUGGGGCCGCGGGGGGCGCAGGCGGCGGCGUGUAUCUGCACAGCCAGAGCCAGCCCAGUUCACAAUACCGCAUCAAGGAGUACCCCCUGUACAUCGAGGGCAGCGCCACGCCCGUGGUGGUGCGCAGCCUGGAGAGCGACCAGGAGGGCCACUACAGCGUCAAAGCGCAGUUCAAGACGUCCAACUCCUACACGGCUGGGGGUCUGUUCAAGGAGAGCUGGCGAGGCGGUGGUGACGAGGGCGACGCGGGCCGCCUGACGCCGUCGCGCUCGCAGAUCCUGAGGACUCCUUCGCUGGGCCGUGAGGGCGCCCACGACAAGGGCGCGGGCCGCGCCGCUGUCUCGGAUGAGCUGCGCCAGUGGUACCAGCGCUCCACUGCCUCGCACAAGGAGCACAGCCGCCUGUCGCACACCAGCUCCACCUCCUCCGACAGCGGCUCGCAGUACAGCACCUCCUCCCAGAGCACCUUCGUGGCGCACAGCAGGGUCACCAGGAUGCCCCAGAUGUGCAAGGCCACGUCAGCUGCCUUACCUCAAAGCCAGAGAAGCUCAACGCCAUCAAGUGAAGUUGGAGCCACGCCUCCAAGCAGUCCCCACCACAUCCUAACCUGGCAGACUGGAGAAGCAACAGAAAACUCACCCAUUAUGGAUGGGUCUGAGUCUCCAACUCACCAAAGUACUGAUGAAUAGAGGUAUCGUAAGGGAAUGUUUUGUUCUUUCUGCCCAUGCCUUUGACUCCCAGAUGUGCUGCCUGUGUGUUGCCUUUCCCUGUGUCAUAGUUUCCAGAAGGAAACUCCCAAAUGAUGGGGAAGCCGUUAUUUUUGUGUCUUACUUCUAGGUAGAAGGGGAACUGUAUGUUUAUAUGUACGUUCUUCCAUCAGAUAUUAGAGACUCCCAAUAUUGUAUGUAUGUAUGUUUAGACUUUUUUGGGCUCUGCGUACAAAUACCUGUAGACAUUUUUUAAUUUAGUAAGUGGUGCCCAUGAAAAGGACUGAGUUGAUCCAGGAUCACCUAAACGUCAACAGAAUUUCACCCUGGCAGUCUUGAGUUACAUCUGAAAGGCAGAGAACCCACUCUGCUUUUCAAAAUGCAGUCCCCUAAGCUAGUGUCAUCAUCACCACAAUGGGAGCUUAUUAGACAGACUCCUGAGCACCACCUGGCUUAAUGAAUCCCACUCUGCAUUUAUCAGGAUCCCUAGGUGAAGGCAAAGCACAGCUCCAGUGUGCAGGGAAAAGUCAUACCUGGUCUGGUUCCUAACUGGGACACAGACAAUGAAAUCAAAUAGCAUUUCAAGGGAUAACGCAACUGCUAAGGACACCAUGCCAAAGUGGAUAAGAAGUUUUAAGCUUGUUAGAUCAAAAAAUGGAACCCUGAGUAUAUUCCAGGAACUGUGCUAACAGUUCCAGGAGUUGACAUUCAAGAAUUUGAAACCUUAUCAGGAGAUGCCAACCAAAGGGAAAUGAGAAACUGCUGUACUUACGUGUAAAUUCUCUGAGAACUUCCCAGGUAGGGACAUCACGGUUGAACUCCUGCAGAUGCUACACUGAGCCCUGCAGUGGGCUUAGCCAGGGGAACUCAAUCGAGAGAGGCCAUUCUAAAGGCAAAAGCACAGAUGCAGAAACAAGGCAGAGGGCGGGGUUUAUAGAGAAAGACCCAGGCUUCAGCCUGAAAAGCAGGUUUAGGACAAGAUCUUGAAGAGAUGGGACAAAGAUGGGACAAUUUUUACUGCAGAUGGGCAUUAUAAAGGAAGAUGUAGGAUCUCAGAGAAGAGAUGUAGGAUGAUGUCAUGAAAGCAACAUUUUUAAAGUAGAAAGAACACCUUUUCUUCCCCUAGACUGGGGGGCCCAAUCAUCUGCUGAGGGCAACAGAGGUGGGAAUGGUAGUAGGAAUUUAACAAUUUUAAAGGGCUGCUGUGGAAGUGUAGUCACAACAGCUUAAAAUACAGACAGCAGCACCUAGGCGGGCUACCUUAGCAUGACCUAAGCAAGUUAGACAGCAUGACUCUGGAGGGCCCUGUCACCUUGCCCCUGGUGCAGACAGUAUUCAAGGCCAGUAUAUACCACCAGUUGGUUUUUUAAGUUAAAUCGUAUUUCUCAAAUAUUAGUAAACUAUGAAGAGAAAUCUGCUGAAAAGGGCAGUGACAAAAUCAAUUUACAAAAUUUAUAUGAAAAUAAUUCCACUGAAAUUCCUCCAAGAUCUUGGGGGUGGGGGGGCAGAGAGAACACUACAUGAAGCAGUUAUAAAGCACGAGCCUCAGUAGAUAUGGAUGACGGAGGUGUGUGAAUUCACCACCUGUCAUCAGAGGGCCCUGGCUUAGACAGGCUGCACAUCUCUGCACAUCCCUGAGUGUCAAGUGAGAAGGGGCAUUCUGGCAGUGGAGAGCCCCCAUCAGCAGUCACCCCUCCCUGGAUCAGGUCUAAGAUUGAGGCUUUGAGACCAUUUCUAGAUCUUUACCAUAUCCCAGCACAGAUGACAGUGAAUAACUGGCCUGAAGUUACUGAGGUGAUUACUUAGUGGCCCUCUGCUUAUGGGUUAUUUGUGAAGAAUAAAUGCUUCCUAAAUGACCUUUUUUUGUUAACUUUGCUUUCCUAGCACAUGGCAUUUCUUGGCUAUUAGCCUCAAACUGAAUUUGUGCUGAAUGAGGGCCAAGGCUGUCACUGAGCAGACAGAACAACAGUUUCUUCAACAAAUGUGAGAAUAAAAAAAGACCGACACAUCAAGUAACAUUUACGGCUUUCAAAACCACACGUUACCUAGCACUUCUGGAGGCCAAGGCAGGAGGAUCACUUGAGCCAGGGGUUUGAGAUUGCUGUGAGCUGUAACGAUGCCAUUCUACCCUGGCCAGGGCAGUAGGGCAAGACCCUGUCUCAAAACACACACAAAAAACCCACAUUAGGUAUUAUACUAAUGGUGGGGACCAUUUCCUAGUGGUCUGUGUGAAACGCUUCAUACUUUCUUCUUUCAUUCCUUUAGUAAAUAAAUUUAAUCUAAACACAAUAAACACAUCACACUAGUCAGAAUCUUUCUGGGUUGCUACUACAGCCCUUUCUGGGUUGCUGUAGCGGCAGGAGGAGGGCUGGCCAGUGCUUUUCACACGGUGGCCCGACAUCCAGAGAUGGUUUCCCUAUUUUAUACACUGGCUUUCUGGCGGAGGGCUGGCCAGUGCUUUUCACACGGUGGCCCGACAUCCAGAGAUGGUUUCCCUAUUUUAUACACUGGCUUUCUCUUUCUUUUUGGAGACCUCAGA